UCUCUCUCUCUCUCUCUAGUAUCAAAAAUAUCUUGAAUCCCAAUCUCUUGUUCCUUCUUCUGAUCAAAUUGUGAAGAAGGGCAACAGAAGCCAUCUGAGAAAAGAAGCAUCGAGUGGAGGAGAGAGAAGGAAGGGAAAGAAGAUCUCGUGGUAGGAGCCAAAGGGAGAAGAGAUGUGUUGAGUGUUGUAGUAAUAAGGAGGGGAGAGAGGAAGGAGUCGGAGAGGUUUACAUGUCAGUCAGAGUUAAGGAAGCGAUAUCUUACGUACUGUUUUCCUUUUCCUCCCCUUGCUUCUUCUCUUCUUUCCUUGUAGUUCGAAGAGAACUAUGAUCUUUCAUUCAGAAUAAUCUAACUUGUUGUAGAGGAGACACGCAAAGGUUGAGAUCUGUUUAUGAAUCAUCCGUAGAAUUUCUUCAUCAUGGCUCAGGAAUACAGUCAGUUCUUGCUGGGAAUCAAUCCCUUGAUACAGGGCUUGGAGCAUAACCAUGAGCUCUUGGGCAUCCAAUCAGGCGUGGAGAUGCUGGGGGUUCCAUCCAAGCGCCAGGGUUCUCACUUCAUGAAGAACUUCGUCCACCGAAGCCUCCCCGAAUCGUCCAACGGGAACUUUGGGAUGGGGUCUGCAGUGAGCACAUGGCCGGUGGAUGAUUCCUCGUCGAUCCCCCUUUUUAAUUGCCAAGAGGGCGAGCAACUUGACAGGAAGCUUUCCUUGUCCCACUUCAGUGUGAAGUCUCCUGAUGGAAUCGGGCUGCCCGACUCCUUGCAGCAGCAGCAGCUCUUCGUGCAUGCGAGGAGGGAGCACUACUUGAAGAAAUCCAAGUACCUAAAACCAACACAGGAGCUUCUGAGUGAAUUCUGUAACAUACAGGAAGGACAUAACUCAAAGGAGGGACCCAAACAGGGAAGCCGCCGGGAGGAAGGGGACCCUUCUUCGUGGCAACAGUCUCUAUACUCCAUGAACCAUUUGGAGCUCCAUAAGUUGAAGGCAAAGCUCUUUUCCAUGCUAGAAGAGGUGGACAGGAGGUACAGAAAAUAUUGUGAGCAGAUGAAGGCCGUGGUCUCAUCGUUCGAGACGAUGGCCGGGGAAGGAGCAGCUGAUGUCUACUCAACGCUGGCGUCCAAGGCUAUGUCGAGACACUUCAGGCGCCUCAAGGACGGCAUCGUGGACCAGAUCAACGCGGUGAAGAAGGCGAUGGGGGAGACGGACCCGAGUGCACCAGGAGGAACCCGAGCGGAAACACCACGGCUGAAGCUGCUCGACCAGUGCAUUCGACAGCAGAAAGCACUGCAGCACGGCAUGGUGCAGCAGCUGCCAUGGCGGCCGCAGAGAGGCCUCCCCGAACGCUCUGUCUCUAUUCUUCGAGCUUGGCUCUUCGAGCAUUUCCUUCACCCGUAUCCAAGCGAUGUUGACAAGGUCAUAUUAGCUCGGAAAGCUGGACUGUCACGAAGCCAGGUCUCCAAUUGGUUCAUAAAUGCAAGGGUGAGGAUAUGGAAGCCAAUGGUGGAGGAGAUGUACUCGGAGGAGAUGAAGGAACUGGACGCCAAGUCCAACCAAAACCCUAACCCUAACUCUGCCCUCAGCCUUGUCCAUAAGCCUUUCCUCAACGACUCGGAAUCACUCUCAUCGAUCAUAAAUAGCAGUCACCAUGGAGUUCAUCAACCUCAGCAGCAGCGGGUCUCCGGCGCAGACCACUUUGGAGUCGUCGACUACGACGUCUUCUCCUCCUACGGCAACUUUGCGAGUGACGACUUGAGGAGGAGCGUGUCGUUGACGCUGGGGCUACAGCAGCACAACGGAGGAGGCAUGAGCUUAUCCUUCUCUGCAGCCUCUCAACAGCCCCUUCACCAUGGCCGACAGGGUGAGCUCUCCAUGUUAGAUGGGGAGGCACAAGGCGUUCCCCGCAGGACCUUGAUGGGGACUCAAUUGCUGCAUGAUUUGGCAGGAUAGAAAGAGGAGGAGAGUACUACAAUAUGUUGUUGAGGCUAACUGAGAGCAAGAAUCGAUUCACUGCAAGUAGUAUAGAUUAUAUAUAUGGAUCGUAUCGAUUGAUCCUUACAUGUUAAUGCCAGUGAUUAGGCAGGCCGACGUUGACUAUUCUUAUACAUGCAUAUCUCUUUUGACA
Musa acuminata AAA Group (dessert banana) is the source of this 2119-nucleotide messenger RNA. RefSeq names its product homeobox protein BEL1 homolog. The transcript has 4 exons. Gene Ontology annotation, biological process: regulation of transcription by RNA polymerase II. Lineage: Eukaryota; Viridiplantae; Streptophyta; Magnoliopsida; Zingiberales; Musaceae. Gene Ontology annotation, molecular function: RNA polymerase II cis-regulatory region sequence-specific DNA binding; DNA-binding transcription factor activity, RNA polymerase II-specific. Bases 418 to 1944 code for a protein of 508 amino acids. The record is from RefSeq and is a predicted model, not a curated record.